CUCAGAUAAUGUAUGUAUACAUAUCACUUAGAUAUAUCAGGUUCAUAGAAUAGUUGUGGUACGAACGUCUCUAUCGACACUUCUAUACAUCUCAAACAAAAAUAUAAGUUAGUGAUACAAAAUGGAAUGUCUACCGGAAUUAGUGAAUUCAACGCUAGUCAAUACACCUAGUGCACUCUACGUAAUGGCCAUGCUCUCUUUGCUCUCCGGUCCUUGUAAAUUGGAUGCGAAGAGUGGAUACCCGGACGAUCAUAGCAACAAUUUAAGAGAUGGAGAUUCUUUCGAUUUCAUCGUGGUUGGCGCCGGUUCGGCUGGAUCAGUUCUUGCAAACCGAUUAUCGGAGAAUCCUGCGCAUAAAGUUCUCUUAGUAGAAGCUGGAGGACUCCCAACAAUGUUGUCAGAGAUUCCAAUGGCUUUCUAUUGGCAACAAAACACGGAGUCGGAUUGGCGAUAUAGGACGGAACCCACUGACAAAGUGUGUUUGGGUAUGGUAGAUGGUAGAUGCAAUUGGCCAAGAGGGAAGAUCCUCGGUGGAUCUGGAGCUUUGAACGCGAUGAUUUAUGUUAGAGGCAACAAAAGGGAUUACGACCGUUGGGCCGAGAAGGGAAACGAUGGAUGGGACUACGAGUCUGCGUUAGAGUACUUCAAGAAAUCCGAAGAUGUGCAGAAGGAGCAGUACAAAAGCUCUGAAUAUCACGGAACCGAUGGUAUUUUAUCCACAAACUACGUAUUGGACAACGAGAUUUUGAGGGAGAAGCUUUUGAGAGGCUUCAACGAGACUGGUCUUCCGUGGAACGAGGACGAGCAACCAAUUGGCGUUUACGAAUGUUUAACCACCACCAAAAAUGGACAGCGUCACAGUUCGGCCAAAGCGUUCUUAAAGAAUCUGAAAAGACCCAAUCUGUUUUUAUCAAUUAAUACAAUUGUCACCAAAGUAUUAAUAUCCAAUGGCAAAAGCGUCGGAAUUCGCAUGAAAGUCAACAAUAAAAUAAUCAAUGUUAAGGCGAGAAAAGAAGUUAUCCUUUCUGGAGGAUCUGUAAACACACCGCAACUGCUAAUGCUUUCAGGAAUUGGCCCAAAAGAGCAUUUGGACGCAAUGGGAAUUCCUGUAAUCAAAGAUUUACCAGUGGGAAGGAAUUUGCAGGAUCAUUUAGCAACUUUUGGUAUAGCAGCGAAACUGGAUUCGGCUGAGGGGAUUUCGAUUUCCGAUGAAUUUUACAAAUACAUAACUAAACGAGAAGGAAUCUUCGGCGGCAUUGGCGUUACCACCGUAAUGACAUUCCUCAGUACAAAGAAUGAAGAGUAUCCGGACAUCCAAUUGCACUUGCUGCAAUCGUACCAAAAGGAAAAGGACAAUUUGGAGACGACACUAACCCAAAUUGGUUUCAACGAAGUAUCCAAGAAGAGUUUACUGGAUGUUCUCGACAACCACGAUACGCUCAGUCUGGUGUUAACUUUAUUGAAUCCGAAAUCCGUGGGUUAUUUGGAGCUGAAAUCCGCGAAUCCAUUCGAAGCGCCCAUCAUACACGCUAAUUAUUUCUCGCGUAACGAAGAUUUGGAAACGCUGGUCGAUGGAGUGGAGUUUAUAAAUAAGCUGAUGAAAUCGGAAGCGCUUAAAGAUCUGCACCCGGAACUGGUGGAUUAUGAAAUUCCAAACUGUUCAGGGCUCGAGUUCGGAAGCAGGGAUUAUUGGGCGUGCAACAUACAGAAUUUCGCGUCCACACUCUAUCAUCCUAUUGGCACGUGCAAAAUGGGUAAAUUGGAGGACGGCGGUGUCGUUGAUAGCAGAUUGAGGGUGCACGGCAUUGAAAGGUUGAGGGUGAUCGACGCCAGUAUUAUGCCCGAUAUUGUGAGCGGAAACACGCACGCCCCGACAGUUAUGAUCGCUGAAAAGGGAGCGGACAUGAUAAAGGAUGAUUGGAUGUAAUUAAGCAUCGUGCAUAAUUAGACAGGAAUAUUUGUUUACUGCUAGUUAUAAUUACUACGAUAAUUAUUCAAAGCCUUAUUUAUUUUCCACUAAAUUUACGUGUAUGAAUGUGGAACAAAAAGUUAUAUGAUGUACAGUAUUUAAAUAAAUCUAAAU
This is a messenger RNA of Nicrophorus vespilloides, 2083 nucleotides long. Its product is annotated as glucose dehydrogenase [FAD, quinone]-like. The record is from RefSeq and is a predicted model, not a curated record. The transcript is spliced from 3 exons. Bases 122 to 1927 code for a protein of 601 amino acids. NCBI's taxonomy places the organism in Eukaryota, Metazoa, Arthropoda, Insecta, Coleoptera, Silphidae. Gene Ontology annotation, molecular function: flavin adenine dinucleotide binding; oxidoreductase activity, acting on CH-OH group of donors.